UUCCCCAAGGCUCACAGCAGAACAGGCUCAGACAGGAAGGCAUCAGAAUGAGGCUGUUUAUUUUGCUGGCUGUGCUCUAUAGUGGAGUAAGGAGCAGCAUUGUGCAACAAAAAAUGUAUGGAAGGAUCACAUCCCCAAACUUCCCAAAGGUCUACCCAAAUCACAAGGAGAAAAUAUGGAAUAUUACUGUCCCCAAAGGAUAUUCUGUUCGCAUUUACUUCACCCAUUUCAACCUGGAGUUGUCCUACCUGUGUGAAUAUGAUUAUGUGAAGCUGAGCUCUGGUGGGAAGACCUUGGCUAUGCUGUGUGGAAGGGACAGUACAGACACUGAAGAGGCUCCAGGGAACAGAACGUACAUCUCCGCUGACAACCACCUCACGGUAGUGUUUCGGUCUGAUUACUCCAAUGAGAAACCAUUCACAGGCUUUGAGGCCUUUUAUGCUGCUGAAGAUAUUGAUGAGUGCAAACAGCCAUUGGAUACUAAACCACUCUGCAGUCAUCACUGUCACAACUAUGUAGGGGGCUACUAUUGCAGCUGCAGGGUUGGCUACAUACUGCAUGAAAACAAGAGGACAUGUACAGGAAGAUCGACUGCAGAUAAUGGAGUGAAGAAGAAAUGUCCCAGCAGCUGCUAGAAGUCCUUCAACUGUACAAAGCUGCCAUCUGCCUACAGCAUGCUUUAUUUAUUUCUUUUAAAGAUGCAAUAAUCUGGUCAGAGAAAGAACGCUAGAUAAGCUUUCCCAUGAAUCAGUCUGGGAAACUUUAGGGAGCUGGAAAGAAUUCUAAACAAUCUGCACCUGGUAUUUGUAACAAGUUGUUUACUCCCAAGAGGUGUAAUCUUCAUUAGCCAGUGGUGACAGUGACAUUACAUAGCACUGAAUUCUUGUUUGACUGCAGCUUCUGACUGAACACAGGUCCAACGAGAGCCUGCAGAGAACGACAUCCCACCCCUCAGGUAUGAGGUACCAGCUCCCUGCUCUGUGUGGGGGCAUUUACUGGCCCUGUUGUCCCUUUGCUCCUACAGAUUACUGCUGCACAGCCCAUGCCUGGGAAGCUCCAGCUUUCAGCUGUAAAAAUGCUAUUUUUCUGAAGAACAAACUUUCACAUGCAAAGUCCAAAUACAGUAGACAACAGAUUCUUGGAGCUAAUUAGCACUGUUAGAAGAAGCUUUUUUUCCUACAAUAUUGACAUCCUUACAAUAUACAUAAACUUCCUCUUUCUUGGAUUCUUUCAUUAGCAUUUCAUUUGCUGAAGUAAUGUAACUGAAAAUGAAGUACCUAUUUAGAAAAAAUGAAGACUCAAAACACUUCAUUGUAUUUUCAGUGAUAGUUUAUUUACUCACUUAUAAACAUUAAAGUAUGCAAAGCAGUCAAAAUGCUACUGAAACUUGAAAUUCUAAAAUUUUCAGAUUUUGUUUGAAGGUGAGGGAAGGCUAAAAUUAUUAGCAAACACUACUCAGUGCUGCCACCCAGCCUCUUAAACCUAAACCUGAGCAAUUUAAACAGAAUUAAAACCAUGCUAAUUAUAAGAACUUACCAUGAGGUUCCUUGCAGGGGGUCACAGUUAGUCUUUGGAGGUCCAACAAUAUCAUUUUAAAGAGUUACUCAGAAGAAGUAGCUGGUAAUAGUGCAAGUGCUAAAAUGCAAAAUUCACAGAUGGGACAGUUUGGAGAUUAUUCUGAUUAAGGUGCAGAAAAAAAAUGUAAGCAACUUUUUCAGUGGAAUAUGAACAAAUGUGCGGAAAUUCUUUCUCAGCCUGGGUGUUUAGAAACCCUCUUUAAACCAAGCACAUUAAGGCACAACUGAUUUUUUAAUUCUGCAGGUGGAAAACUCAGUCAUGCAGUUUUGUUUGCUGUUUAGAUGCUCUGCUACUCACAAGCCUCAGUGGAAUAGAGUAAUGAAGACUCACUUGAAAAUUACAUAGGUUAAAAACUGUGUAAAUAUCCAUAUUCAGACUAUUCACAGCUACAGCACAGUAUAAUGGUGUAUAGAAAAAUACAGAUCCAAGCUUCAGUGGGUUGCAACCCCAAGUACACAACACAAUUCCUCAAGCUCAUACAAGUGGAAAUAACCUUCCCCUAGUUUCUGCUCUAAUGCCGUGCUCUUUGUUAAGCUGCCGCCUCCUACGUGACACCUCUGUACCCGUCAUAACUCAGUUCAAACAUUAUCAGUCUGUGUAUAUUUACAGUGCUUUAUUAAUCUGGAAAGUCUUUCCUGUGACUACUUUUAACAGGAGUUAACAGCAUUCUUCUGGGCUGGAAGUGUGGCAGAAGCCCGUUUCCCAUGAGUGGGCUGAUAUAAAAACAAGUUAAAAACAUCCAUCCCCAAAGGAGAUGUGGACAGAAAUCCAUCAUGACAGAAACUGUUUUCCCCAACCCACCUCUGAUAAGGAACUUCUAUUGCUAAAAGAACAAGUUACGUUCCUUGGCACAGAUGAAAUCUGGAGGGAGCUGCUUACCAGUCUAGGUGCGGGCACCCCAAGGUGUGGGACCUGGAUUUUAGAUCUAUGUCACUGCACAGUGCAAGGGUACAGUGGCUUAGAGCAGUGUCAGGUAUCGAUACAUGCUGAGCGGUUGCUCCUUUAGAACCUGCUUAUCUGAAACAAACUGAGUGACUGCAAAAAGCUUUACAGAAGUUCAUUGCAAAAGGGUAAAAUUAAUUAACUGCUAUGAAUUCUUUGCAUUCAGGGCUGCAAAACAAAGACACAUAUUACUUAAAUCUGUUUUAUUUAAGAAUUUCCUACAGUGACAAAUCUUAUAAAAAGCAUCCAAACACGAAACUGCAGCAAACAGCAUUCUUUUGGAUAUCUUACAGACAGUGGAACUUCCACCCUGGAGAGGCACACUGAGCUCUAGUGAUCUCUGCUGAAAGAGCUACUGCAAAGCACACCACAAGCUCAAUGUUCUCAUCACAAACCCCCAUCGUCUUCAAGUCACAUUACCACACUUACAGAUCAUUAACAGAAAAAAAACACACACCAUACAGCAUUCACAGCAGUUGACAUAAGGGAAAAGAAAUACAAAUAUUCCAUUUCACGUAACACAUUCAACUAAUUGAUUAACUAGGUAGAGAACCCACUUAAAGUCUUCCACAUGUGGAUGUCCUUUGAAUGCAAUAAACACUCGUACGUUAUCUGCUAUCAUUGCUCUCCGCACACUCUCUCACCAAAGCCACAGGAUUGAGAGACAUCUCGCCAAGUCAAAUAAAAUCCUAUUAAUGCACCA
Lonchura striata (white-rumped munia) is the source of this 3223-nucleotide messenger RNA. RefSeq names its product MBL associated serine protease 2 (gene MASP2). NCBI's taxonomy places the organism in Eukaryota, Metazoa, Chordata, Aves, Passeriformes, Estrildidae. The record is from RefSeq and is a predicted model, not a curated record. Gene Ontology annotation, molecular function: serine-type endopeptidase activity; calcium ion binding.